This is a messenger RNA of Polyodon spathula (Mississippi paddlefish), 1756 nucleotides long. RefSeq names its product hepatocyte nuclear factor 4-beta-like. Bases 327 to 1700 code for a protein of 457 amino acids. NCBI's taxonomy places the organism in Eukaryota, Metazoa, Chordata, Actinopteri, Acipenseriformes, Polyodontidae. The transcript is spliced from 10 exons. Gene Ontology annotation, molecular function: RNA polymerase II cis-regulatory region sequence-specific DNA binding; nuclear receptor activity; zinc ion binding. The record is from RefSeq and is a predicted model, not a curated record. Gene Ontology annotation, biological process: positive regulation of transcription by RNA polymerase II; anatomical structure development; cell differentiation.
ACAGACAGCACAGAGUAGAGGAAGUAAAAGAGGAGAGAGUGAGAGACUUACUAUACAAAUAUAUUUUGAUAAUUAAUGCUCGGUACUUUAACUUUAAAUAUAGCAGCGUUGACAAUACAUAUUUAAGUAGAAUUCCAAAUACAACUGAUUUGAAUUGAAUUGAUUUGAAGAUAGAAAGCCUGGCUUGCUAGCUGCACUGCACUGACAGUGCGAUUGGUUGGUAUCGUGUGACUGCCUACUUUCUUGCUGUGCAGUAUAGACUCAGACCACUAGCUCUGGUCUCUGAGUACUCUGGAUUGGACUGGGGUUGGUCUGCAGUGGGAAGCAUGAAGCUGUCCGGGACAGUCCUGGAUUUGGAUAUGGCUGACUACAGUGUGGCCCUUGACCCCUCAUACAGUAUGCUGGAGUUUGAUAGCCUGAGAGUGCUCUCUGUCGGGACUGAUGUUCUGAUGCCUGACCCCGCCCCCCAGGCUGCUGUGACCAAUGAGAUUGGUGCGCUGUGUUCGAUCUGUGAAGACCGCGCCACGGGGAAGCACUACGGUGCGGCAAGCUGCGACGGCUGCAAAGGAUUUUUCAGGAGGAGCGUUCGCAAAAACCACAUCUACACCUGCCGGUUCAGCAGGCAGUGUGUGGUGGACAAGGACAAGAGGAACCAGUGUCGUUACUGCCGCCUGCGGAAGUGUUUCAGAGCUGGCAUGAAGAAGGACGCGGUUCAGAACGAGCGGGACCGAAUCAACAAUCGCCGGCCUGGCUGGGAGGAGGCCAACUCUCUCUCUCUGAGUAUUCUGCUGCAGGCUGAGGCCAUGGCUCGCCAGUUCUCAGCACCCCCACUCCCUGGAGCUGACAUCACCAGUAAGAAGUUUGCCAGUGUGACAGAUAUAUGCGAAUCCAUGAAGCAGCAACUACUCCUAUUGGUGGAGUGGGCCAAACACAUCCCAGCAUUUUGCAAGCUCCCAUUGGACGAUAGGGUGGCCCUGCUUCGAGCCCAUGCUGGAGAGCACCUCAUCCUGGGUGUGGCACGGCGCUCCCUGCCUUACGAUGACAUCCUGUUGCUGGGUAAUGACUUUGUCAUCCUGAUGAGCGGGCCGGACCCCGAGGUGUCCCGAGUGGCUGCACGGAUCCUGGACGAGCUGGUCCGGCCACUGAGGGAGCUGGACAUCACUGACAGCGAGUUCGCCUGCCUGAAGACCAUCAUCUUCUUCGACCCUGACUGCCCUGGUGUGGAGCAGUGCUUGGUGGUGAAGCAGCUGCGGUUCCAGGCCCAGGUUUUGCUGGAGGACUCGUCCAGUGAGCGGCGCGGUCGGUUCGGGGAGCUGCUGCUCUUGCUGCCUCCCCUGCAGAGUGUGGCCUGGCAGAUGGUGGAGCAGCUCCAGUUGGCUCGGAUGGUAGGGGCGGCCCAGGUGGACAGCCUACUGCAGGAGAUGUUGCUCGGGGGGGGAGGAGGAAGUCGAGGUGCCAUCCCAGAGUACUCCCAGCCUGGACCUCCACUUCCACUGCCCUGUGAACCUGUGAGGGCUAAUAUGAUGUUGCCUAGCAACUUUACCUCUGUAAUCCACCCUGUACCAAUCUCUGCUGUGGAGAGGUCCCUCUCCUCUCCGCCAACAGGGAGUGAGAUGUAUGAGCAAGACCAUGCCCGCAUGCUUGCUGGCUCUGCCCAGAUUCUGCCAGUGCCACUCGUCCCCAAACAAGAGAUCCUCUGAGAGUAGAGAGAGAAGGAGAGCUUUGAGAGGGAGCGAGAGAGACAAACACAAGUUAU